This is a messenger RNA of Lathyrus sativus (Indian pea), 300 nucleotides long. The record is from the annotation of a GenBank genome assembly. Lineage: Eukaryota; Viridiplantae; Streptophyta; Magnoliopsida; Fabales; Fabaceae.
AUGUUACAGUUUCCGGCGUUUAUGACGCAGUACCAACUGUCGACGAGGAUGAUUCCGACGUCGUAUUUGCUACCCUCUCAGUGGCCUCAGCCCCAAAGUGAAGAACUCCUUUUAGCUAUGGAGGAGUCUGACUUUGAAGAAAAGUGCAAUGAAAUCAGGAAGAUGAACAGCAAUCUGAUUGUGAUAGGGAAAACAACAAAUGAAAAUGAUAAGGAAGACUUUGACAAUGAGGCUGAUGACGAUGAUCCUGACAAUGCAGAGGAGUCUGAGGGUGAGGAAUUUGAGCAAGAAACUGGUUGA